CUGGGGCCUCCUCUUGAUAUACUGCUGGAUUCACUGAACUGCACAGCAUUCAGCGUGCAAUGGAGGAUGCCAAAGCAGCAUGUGAGCACUAUCACGGGAUAUACGGUUUUCUACUCAGAGGUUGAAGAUGACAAAGCAGUUAAACAGCUCUCACAUGAUGUUCCCUUGAAUUUGGAUAUGCUUAGCAUGGGUCAGCCUGAAGGACAAGCAAUUUUUGAAGUUGUUAUCGGUGAUCUAAAGCCAGGCACUCCACAUCGCGUUAGCGUGGGAGCAUAUGGCUGGGCAGGGAAAGGACGACCCAGCACGCCUAGAGACGUGACAACCUUAUCUCAAGAUAAGUGCAUGCCCCCUGCACCACCCUUUCAGCCACAGAUUGUGGUAGUUUCUGAUUCAGAAGUUGCGUUAUCCUGGAAGCCUGGAGCAAGCGAAGGAAGUUCUCCCAUCCAGUACUAUAUGGUGGAGUUUAUCAGGCCAGACCUUGACAGCAACUGGACCAUAAUAAGAGAGCAGAUCCAGAUGGAGUCCAUGGUUCUCAAAGGACUUUUGCCAAACACCAAGUAUCAGUUUGCCGUCCGAGCAGCAAACUCCUAUGGAUCCAGCACUGCCAGUGCACCAAGUGACAUCAUCCGAACGUUCAGCUCUGAGGAGUUAGGAAGUGGAAGCUAUGGGCAUCGCUAUAUCACAGAGACAGUGACUGGUGAUGAUGAUGGAUUUGAUAUUGAUGACUCAGACUACGACAUUUACAUAGAAGAGCUCAGACCUCUUCCUGCUAUCAAAGGAGGCAACAGAAAGUAUCUAGUUAAAACUAAAGUCACGCCAGGGUCUAGUUCCAGGCUUCUGUCACGGGUCCUUACAACCACUUUGGAACCCACUACUUCCACUCCGACCACCACAAGGCCUUCAACCACAGCGAGGGCAACUACGGCGUGGUCAGCAAGGAGAGGUGGUACCUCUUCUGCCGCGCGCCUCUUUGAUCUCUCCUGUGAUGAGGCUGUCUGUUCUGCAGACAGCUUUUGCAUCAACGACUAUGACCGGGGUGGCUCACGCUGCCACUGCAACUUGGGAAAAGGAGGAGAGACCUGUGCAGAAGAUAUUAUUAUCCAGUAUCCUCAGUUCUCUGGCUACUCAUAUAUCACCUUUGAACCACUGAAAAACUCCUAUCAGACAUUUCAAAUUACCCUUGAAUUCAGGGCUGAAUCAGAAGAUGGUUUGCUGCUAUACUGUGGAGAAAAUGAACAUGGUCGUGGUGAUUUUAUGUCAUUGGGAAUCAUCCGACGUAGUGUCCAGUUCAGGUUCAACUGUGGUACUGGAGUUGCAGUCAUAACGAGUGAAAACAAAAUCAAGCUGGGGAACUGGCACAGCGUCACGUUGUUCAGAGAUGGGACGAACGGCUGGCUCAGAAUGGACAAUGAUGCUCCAGUGACAGGAAAAUCUCAGGGCCAAUAUAGUAAAAUUACGUUCCGGACUCCCUUCUACGUUGGCGGUGCCCCCAGUGUGUACUGGCUGGGGGGAGCCACAGGAACAAACCGCGGAUUUCAGGGCUGCGUUCAGUCGCUCAUCGUCAACGGCAAGAUAGUUGAUAUGAGACCAUGGCCAUUAGGGAAAGCUCUCAGUGGUGCUGAUGUUGGUGAGUGUAGCAGUGGCAUCUGUGACGAGGCAUCCUGCAUCAACAGUGGUACCUGUACUGCAAACAAAGCAGAUUCAUACAUUUGCCUUUGCCCACUUGGAUUUAAAGGUCAUCAUUGCGAAGAAGCACUCACCUUGGCUAUUCCUCAGUUCAACGAGUCCUUAAGGUCAUUUGCUAGCACACCUUGGCCCUUGGAACCACAGAAUUACCUGUCCUUCAUGGAGUUUGAGAUGACAUUUCGUCCAGAUUUAGAGACUGGUGUCCUUUUGUACAGCUACGACACAGACAGCAAGGACUUCCUCUCCAUUAAUAUGGUGGCUGGAUAUGUGGAGUUUAGGUUCGACUGUGGCUCAGGAACAGCUGUUAUCAGGAGUGAAGAACCUGUCAGUCUGGGUCAGUGGCAUGAGUUGCGAGUGUCUCGCACAGCGAAGAAUGGUAUUUUGCAAGUGGACAAACAAAAGCCAGUGGAAGGGAUGGCAGAGGGGGCUUUCACACAGAUUAAGUGCAGCUCUGAAAUAUUUGUUGGUGGAGUCCCUAGUUAUGAUACUGUGAAGAAGAACUCUGGGAUCCUCAGACCCUUCAGCGGCAGCAUCCAGAAGAUUAUCUUAAAUGAUCGAGCAAUAGAUGUGAAACAGGAUUUCACUUUUGGAAUCAACCUGGUGAACGCUGCCCACCCCUGCGUGACCUCACCAUGUGCAAAUGGAGGCACUUGUGUUCCCAAGAAGGACAGCUAUGAAUGUGACUGUCCCCUGGGCUUCGAUGGGCAACAUUGCCAAAAAGCCAUUACAGAAGCAAUUGAAAUUCCACAGUUUAUUGGUCGCAGUUACCUCACAUAUGAUAAUCCAGAUAUACUGAAAAGGGUAUCGGGCUCAAGAACAAAUGUGUUCAUGAGGUUUAAAACCACAAUGAAGGAAGGUCUUCUGUUGUGGAGGGGAGACAGUCCCAUGCGACGGAACAGUGAUUUCAUUUCUCUAGGCCUUCAAGAAGGAGCAUUAAUAUUCAG
This is a messenger RNA of Apaloderma vittatum (bar-tailed trogon), 2630 nucleotides long. Its product is annotated as pikachurin-like. The transcript is spliced from 19 exons. Lineage: Eukaryota; Metazoa; Chordata; Aves; Trogoniformes; Trogonidae. The record is from RefSeq and is a predicted model, not a curated record. Gene Ontology annotation, molecular function: calcium ion binding; protein binding. The annotation marks the transcript as partial.